CGCACUGCGCAGUCACCGACGCAAUCAGAGCACUGCUCAACAACAUACCUAUACCUGCAGCUUGACAUCUUGUGUUCUGAAGCUUGAGCUUAACCGUGCUCCACCAUGUCAGACGAGCUUAUGCCCGCGGCUUCGCAGUCAGACUAUCAGCCACCGCCAACCAUCUUCGACCCUACGACGUGCACGCGCAAAGGUCUAUGUCCCGUCACGGAGAUCCGCAACCAGGGCGACCCCUUCGAGAGCCACUCUCUCUACUAUGAAGUCCAUGGGUCGGGCCCGGAGAAGGUCAUCUUCAUCAUGGGGUUGAACUCGAGCUCGGCAGGCUGGGUGACGCAGGUGGACCACUUUGCGCGUAAGCCGGAGUACUCCGUGCUCGUGUUCGACAACAGAGGCGUCGGGAACAGCGGUGCGCCACGGGGCCCGUAUACCACGAGUGGUAUGGCCCAAGAUGCUAUCACGCUUCUUGACUUUGUGGGCUGGAAGGAGCCGCGCCAAAUACACGUCGUCGGUGUAUCCCUGGGCGGAAUGAUCGCCCAAGAGCUUGCAUGGAAGAUCCCGGAGCGCAUUGUCUCCCUCACACUAGUCGUCACCAAGCCCGGUGGACGCCGCUACCUGGAGCUGCCACCGUAUCCCGGUCUGAAGGCGAUUCUCAAAACUAUGGUCAUCACGGAGCCUACGAAGAAGAUUCCGAUCAUCCUCGAGAUGCUGUUCUCCCCGGAAUGGCUAGAUAGCAAGUGCGACUCCGACCCGCAGGGCAGGACGAACCGCGAGGUGGAAACGGAGGCGUACCUGCGGCGAAUCCAGUUCACCCGCCCGCAGACGUUCCUCGGGUCCAUUUCGCAGAUGGCGGCGGCGCUGAGCCACCAUGUCACGCCGGACCGCCUCCGGAAGAUCUCAGCGUCGAUACCGAAAGUGAUUAUCAUUACGGGGGACUCGGAUAAUAUGGUCAAUACGAGCAAUAGCCAGCUGCUGAAGAAGCACAUGCCGGAGGCGGAGUUCAUUCUCAAGGAAGGCGGGGGUCACGGCCUGACCAUGCAGUACAGGACAUGGUUCAAUGAGGUACUUGAGAGGGUCUUCAAGGAGGGGCGGGAGAAGGCGGCACUCGAACAACACUAGAGGGAUGUAGGAGCACUGCUGCUUGGAUUACUAGAGUACACGGACUGUAGAAUAAUGUAUUCCCCUGAUGCUUGGAAUUACGGUGUAUGACGAAGGGCAAAAACCCUCGUACGGAAGAACAUUGAGUCCAAAGCAAGAAGUUCUCAAUGCUCCCUCAGCAUCUCUACGAGUUUUCGCCUCGCAUCCCGGGGAAGGCCUCUGAGCGCAGUCUUGGCCUCUAGCGACUCUAUCCUGAUGUUUGCCGGGUAGGCCUCGCCAGCUUCCUCCUUGCGCUUUUGCAGGAUCUCGAUGAGAGACUGUUUCGGGACAUCCGAGCGCACAGGUACGGGCACGGGGCGCAGGGCGGGGUCGACCUGCGAGCGUGGCAGGACGCGGACUAGGCGGGCGAGUGUAGGGUACAUGGCUCCGACUCGUAGCUGAGGAAGAGAUGCAAGGUCAGAAAGACGGCAACCACAGAGGACAGACAG
Molecule: messenger RNA, 1583 nt
Organism: Trametes versicolor FP-101664 SS1
Lineage: Eukaryota; Fungi; Basidiomycota; Agaricomycetes; Polyporales; Polyporaceae
Product: alpha/beta-hydrolase
Exons: 8
Coding region: 106-1116 (336 amino acids)
Source: RefSeq, a predicted model, not a curated record